AUGGUGAACACAAUUGAUCAUGGUGGUAGUGACGAUGAUGACCUCUUUCUGGGUGAAAUUCCGCAAAACCCAGUAGGCUAUGAAGGGUAUGCAUCUUACUCUAAUCCAAGGCACUCCACUACUCCGGUGCCCAGGAAUUCAAUUUAUCCUGGUGGAUAUGUGGGAGAGCAGUUUCUGUUAGCAUCUCCUCCACCUCAACGUUUUGCGAACAGCGCUGAAACGUUGGAGACUCCCUUUUCCCACAACAGACAUCAAACAAGCUCCACAUUCAGCAGCAAGUUUGAUGAUGAACACGCUUAUGAGUAUUGCGGUUCGCUGUCGUUGAAUACGUUACCAGGUCAGAACAGCAAAUCUAAUAGUCGAAACGAUCUAGACUUUCCUGAAAAUGUUUACAGCCCUAGAAGAAAUGACUACACACUGUACUCUCCAUAUUCUCCUUAUAGUGGUCCAUCAUAUAGACCUCAGUCGUACCAAGACUGUGGCCCUCCUUUGACGCAUAGUGGAGAAGAUUAUAUCAUUAAUCCGUUAGAAGAUAUCGAUGAUGACAUGGACCCGUUUGGCGACGAUGCAUCUUUGUAUUCUGAAACUGGCGAAGAUAUAGUGAGGCGUGCUACCAUCAGGAGAUCUGGAACCAAGAAAAGUAAAGAUGGAAAGAUAGAGGAAAAGCAAACAUAUGAUGAUAAUGACGACGAUGACUACAAACCAGCUUUGCGCUACACGAAAACCGUCAAAAAGGCAAGGUUAGUCAACGGUAAUUAUAUCAUUGAUGCUCCUGUUCCUGAAACAUUGUUCAACAACUAUGGUGGUCUGAUUACAGACGGCGGAAAAGAAAUGUCACUUUUGAGAUACACUGCAUGUAUAUGUGGUCCUUCCAACUUCAUGACCUAUGGUUAUAAUCUCAGACAAGGUUUAUAUUCUCCCCCUAGAGAAACCGAAAUAAUGGUAUGUGUUACCAUGUAUAACGAAGAUGAGCUCUCAUUAGCAAGAACUUUAAAAGGAAUUUUUGAUAAUAUCGAAAAUCUUACUAGAAGACGGGAUCCUACUUGGGGUGAAGAUUCAUGGAAAAGAGUAGUUGUUACCAUCGUUAGUGAUGGUAGAGCAGCUUUUGAUGAGAGGUCUCAAAAUUUGCUUGCUGCCUUGGGAGUGUACCAAGAUGGUUAUGCGAAGUCAAAGAUCAAUGAAAAGAAGGUGAAGGCACAUAUUUAUGAAUAUACAACGACAGUUGGGAUUGAUAGGAUCAAUGAGAGGGUUCAUUUAUGCUCAAACUCUUCACCCGUUCAGAUCAUUUUUUGCUUGAAGGAAAAGAAUGGCAGAAAGAUCAAUUCUCAUAGAUGGUGCUUUCAAUCAUUUGCACCUAUAAUCAAGCCACGGGUUGUCAUUUUACUCGAUUGUGGAACCAUGCCAGCAUACGACUCAUUUUAUCAUCUUUGGAAAUCAUUCCGUGACCCCAGUGUUGCGGGAGCUUGUGGGGAAAUUCAGAUAGCUCUCGGUCAAGGCAAGAGAGAGCUUAGAAAUCCUUUGGUAGCGGCACAGAAUUUCGAAUAUAAAAUUGCUAAUAUUUUAGAUAAGCCUAUGGAAUCCGUUUUUGGCUUCAUAUCUGUUCUUCCAGGUGCAUUUUCUGCUUAUAGAUACGAGGCUCUUUUGAACGUCGAUGGAAAAGGGCCAUUAGAGAAAUACUUUAAAGGAGAAUUUUUGCAUCAGGACAAUAAGGUUGGAAAUGAUGAUGAUGAUGAUGAAAAAGAGUUGAAAGAAAGGAACUAUCAUGAAGCAGGAAUUUUUGCAUCAAAUAUGUAUUUAGCGGAAGACAGAAUCUUGUGUUUUGAACUUGUUGCGAAGAAGCAUCAUAGCUAUGUCUUGAGAUAUGUGAAUGAGGCUAAAGCUGAAACUGAUGCUCCUAACAAAAUAGACGAUUUUGUAUUGCAGAGAAGAAGGUGGCUCAAUGGUUCACUUUUCGCAGCUGCAUAUGCGGUUGUGCAUUGGACUAAGAUAUGGAAAUCGAACCAUUCCUUGCUCAGAAAGCUUUUUUUACAAUUAGAAUUCUAUUACCAAUUAGUGACCUUGUUGGUGUCUUGGUUCUCAAUGGCUUCUUUUUUUCUUGUCUUUAGAAUUUUAACCGCAAACGUUGGAGCGGAUGAUAUGAAUUUCGAUGCUGGAAAAUACAUCUCGGUUAUCUGUCUAUGGGUCUACUUAGGAUCAUUGGUCUGCACUUUUGUUUUGGCAUUUGGUAAUACUCCGCGAGGCACGAAGAAGUUCUAUUUGGCGAUAUCUGUGAUCUUUGCGAUUUUAAUGGCAUACAUGAUAUUUGCAACUAUUUACUUGGCAGUCCAUACGAUGUAUUCAGUCAUAAAAGAUCACGAAAAUGACUUCGUCGCCUCCAUGCUAAUGACUAACUACAAAUUCAGAGACUUAGUCGUGUCUGUCGCUUCAACUUAUCUUCUAUAUUUCAUCGGAGCAUUCAUGUACGGUGAGCCGAGUUUUAUGUUCACGUCUUUUGCCCAAUAUCUUGCUCUCUCCCCGUCUUACAUCAAUGUGCUCAAUAUCUACUCAUUUUGCAACAUCCACGAUAUAUCUUGGGGUACCAGGCAAAUUGACAACCCUAGAGACUUGGGUUCAGCCAGGUCUACUGGCCAUCGGAAGGAUGAAUUGGUUAUGGUGGCUCCGGGUGACGCCCAAGAAUUGAACGAUGCGUACAAUAAUGCCUUGGAAAACUUGCGAACUAUUCCGGUUCAACCUACAAGAAUCAACGAUAAGAAAGAAAAAGACGACGCGUAUUAUGCAUUUGUAAGAACGGUGACAGUCUUAGUAUGGCUCUUGACAAAUGUCAUUCUCAUAGCUAUAGUUUUGGAAACUUUUGGAGUCUCUACAUUGGCUAAUGAUAGCCUUUCGCUGGAAAAUAAAGACGGAUCAAUUGGAGGAAACUCCACAGUCUUUUUAACAGUAAUUUUGUGGGUUGUUGCUGGAUUAGCAGCCUUUAGGUUCAUCGGAAGCACGCUCUACAUGAUAUUUAAAGUGUUCCGGCCAUUAAAGUGGAGACUUAGGCAACCGAAACUGGCUUGA
Priceomyces carsonii is the source of this 3057-nucleotide messenger RNA. It is a transcript of the gene CHS8, whose product is annotated as Chs8p. Bases 1 to 3057 code for a protein of 1018 amino acids. Lineage: Eukaryota; Fungi; Ascomycota; Pichiomycetes; Serinales; Debaryomycetaceae. Gene Ontology annotation, molecular function: chitin synthase activity. The record is from RefSeq and is a predicted model, not a curated record. The transcript has a single exon. Gene Ontology annotation, cellular component: cell septum; cell periphery.